Molecule: messenger RNA, 1987 nt
Organism: Diachasmimorpha longicaudata
Lineage: Eukaryota; Metazoa; Arthropoda; Insecta; Hymenoptera; Braconidae
Gene: Smyd3
Product: histone-lysine N-methyltransferase SMYD3
Exons: 7
Coding region: 491-1861 (456 amino acids)
Cellular component (GO): nucleus
Molecular function (GO): protein binding
Source: RefSeq, a predicted model, not a curated record
CAUGUUUUAUCAUACAGCUGACCAUUUACGAUUCUCAUUGUGGAGCAAUUUCAAAAUGGUUUGUUGUUGUGAAAUGCUAUAUAUGUUACUGUGAAAUAUGUGUCAAAUAUUGGAUAACUCAUUACAUGGGUAUUAAAUAUGUACAACAACUGAAAUGAAGGUUCAUUGUACGAAGGCGACACGUAAUCCUUGUGAGUCCUUUCGAGAUUUUUCAUCGGUGACAGACACUUAUUCGAGAAUGUAAUGGCCUGGAUAUUCACCAGGACUUGUUUACUAAAUUACUUAAUUGAUCAAUAUGAGUGAUCAACUUGCCGUGCCUGGUAUCUACGGAGCUGGUGUGGUAGAUUCGAAUGGAUAAUUAUAUCCCCAAUACCAAUAAGCGAGAGAGAUAAAAAAGGUAGUAGACUGAAGUAGUUGGAAUCUCGCCCGCUGGUGAGUGGAACGUCUUUGGUUGGACUGGUCCAAGCUAAGUGUGAAAACACAUGUAGAGAUGGCAAGCAAUGGGGGUAUUCCAGUAAAUGGACUACUCAAUGGAAUUAAGAAAGGAACAACGAUCCUCACUGCUGAACCAUUUGUAUUUGUUUUGAGUCAGCAGCAACGGAAAGAAAGAUGUGAUCAGUGUUUUAAAAGCUGCAAAAUAUCACGAUGCGCUGGUUGCCAAUACGUUUUUUACUGUGGACGGAAUUGCCAAAGAGAAGCUUGGUCCAUUCAUAAAGUAGAGUGCCCUAAUAUCAAAAGAAUCCAUCCACGUAUACUUCCAGAUGCAUCUAGAAUGAUGGCGAGAAUAAUAAUAAAAUUAAGUCAGAAUGGAAAAGAGGAACGAGGAUACUACACACCGCAGAAAUACAGAGUUUUCCAUGAUUUGAUGUCACACGUGCUGGAUAUUAAAGGUGACAUGAAAAAAAUGGAGCACUUCACGGCUCUCAGCUUAAUACUCGCUGAGUUUUUACCAAAGGAUAUGUUGCCAGAUGUCAAGGAAUUACUGGGAAUAUUUGGACGCAUGAGUGUUAAUUCUUUCAAUAUUCUUGAUACUGAUAUGACGAGUUUGGGAGUGGGAAUAUACUUGGGACCAUCGAUUAUUGAUCAUAGUUGCAAACCCAAUUGUAGCGCUAUAUUUGAGGGAACAACAAUAAUUAUACGAACACUUUGUGAUAUAACAAGUUUUGAUUGGUCUGAGGUACGCAUUACCUACAUCGAUGUACUGAAGGACACAAAUACAAGACGUGCAGAGCUAAAAAAAUCGUAUUACUUUUUGUGCGAAUGUGAGCGAUGUAAUUGUCCAGAGACCAUCGAAAUUGCCGCAGCCUGUCCAAAUAAAGAAUGUACAUAUCCAUGUCAAUCUCGUGAUUCCCACUGUAUUAAAUGUGGUGAGAAGUUUUCCAAGGGGUUUGCAGAGUGUUUCGAUGAAGUUAGCGAAUUGUCUGCUUUUCACCUAGACAAAAUGUCACAUACAGCAUAUUUGGAUACGGCAAGAUUGUGCUUGGAAAAACAAAAAGGGGUCUUGCAUCCCUAUAAUCUUUUAGUAGUUCGAAUGUUAGAAAUGGCUUUGGCUGCUGCUAUGGACUUGAAACGAUGGGAAGAUGCUGAAAAGUACGCUGCUCAAUUAACUGCUAGAUAUUUGUUUUAUUUCGGUGAAACACAUCCAAUGACUGGGCAAGUACAUUUUGUACGAGCAAAAUUACUUUCAUCUCAGAAGAAAGGUAGAUUGGCCUUAGAAUACAUUACAAAAGCUGCUCAAUUAAUAAAAAUUUCAUUUGGUGAUGAUCACUCAAAGAUGAAAUAUGAAGUAAGGCCUCUUCUUGAUCAGUUAUUAGCUGAAUAUCAUCUUGAAAAACAUCAAGAUGUUACUGAUCAAUCAUAAUCAUCAUAAUAUGACUGAUAGCUGAGAUAUGGCUGACUAUAUUCUGAAAUAAAUUGAUUACGGAAAAAAAAAUAAAAAUAUUUUGUAAUUCGCACUUGUUGAAAUAAAAGUUUUUGAUUAUUUCUA